This is a messenger RNA of Trichomonas vaginalis G3, 339 nucleotides long. RefSeq names its product protein of unknown function, DUF4106 family. The transcript has a single exon. The record is from RefSeq and is a predicted model, not a curated record. The coding region runs from base 1 to 339 and encodes 112 amino acids. NCBI's taxonomy places the organism in Eukaryota, Parabasalia, Trichomonadida, Trichomonadidae.
AUGAAACGCGUAAAAAAUAGAGACGGAACGAAAGAACAAAAGCUUAUGAAUGCGGAUGACGUAGAUAGGGAAAUUGUUGAAAACGGUCUCGGAAUAUAUGAAAUGCCAGCAGAUGAGGUACAAGAAACUCCACAGGAAGAAGUUCAGAUACAACCAGACAUGGAAGAAAUAGUUCAGCAACAACAGCUAGAAGAGCCUGAAGGAAACGAACAAGUCACUCCUUUGGAAACUAACUUCACAGAACUAGAUGAAGAUUUGGAACAGCCGAAAAAUCUUGACCCUCAACAAGAGUAUGCGGAGAAUAUGGAAUAUUUCCAAGAGCUAAAAAAAUUCGGCUGA